AUGGCUGCCGCUCCACACCAUAAGUGUAGGCUGCACAGAGCUCACGCCCGAAAUGGGCAAAGAGCAAGACGAAGAGAUCGAGAUUCGGAAGGCAAAUGCUUCCGGAGAGAUGGAGACAGGGCUGCCACAGCGUCGAAGAAAGAGGGGGCCUCUGACGCGCGACGAGGAGCUUUUCCGGGAAAAGAAGCAUCGCCUGUGCAGGGAAAGGCAGAGGAGCUUGCCCAGAAAAGCGCGGGAAAGAGCAAACCGCGAACGGACGAAAAAAGCCACGGUGCGUCGGCGACAGCCGGCGGUCCAGCACCCAAAGGAGAAGGCAUCGCCUCCUCGAAGGCAGAGCCAAAGGAUCUUAGCAAAGCCGCGAACAGCAAGGGCCUCCCCGCCUCAGAGGAAGCCGAAGAGGACGCUGAACGUCGAAUGCUCGAAGAAGAGCUCGCCCGCAGAUUCUCGGCGGGGACGCUUGAGCGCAUGCGCGCUCUGGCAGCUGAACGAGGUAAGGAUCGCGCAGACAGCCCAACAGGCGGAAAAGGCAAAAAUAGGGGGGCUGCGGUAAGGGCCUUGCUGCGGUCCUAUGGGCUGCGUUUGCGGCGGCGAAAGAAAAAGGCUACAGGGCAAGUCGACGCAUACAAAGACGAGGAAGUGAGGCGUAAAGUGCUCGAGCUGAUCGAGGCGGGUGUCUGGCGCCCUGGUGUUGAGGAGGAGUACGGCCUCUACGUAGAGUCCGAUGCAGCAACCGAUACAGGCCCCAAGGUGGUGACGCCGACUCCUAAGAAAGUGGCUCUAAACCUCAAGGGCAGAAGCAAGGACGGGAGCCCCUCCCGAGCAGCUGCUCCAAGUGUGAAGGGCAGUAGUAGCAAGCCCUCCGACGCGUCGAAAGCAGCGAGCGCAGUCUCUCCGGAGGUCAAACGCGGGGAAGGGGCUAAGGCUCCGGAGGAGUCGCAACUCAAGCAGGCCGCUCCGCAGAAGGCAGCUGUCAAGGCGACACCUCAAGCACCUCCGAAGAAAACGCAUGCGAGCAAAGCGGCAGCGUCUGGGGCCCUGAAGGGGCCCCCCGGAGGGAAGGAAGCCAAGGGUGCCCAGCCGGGUGCCAAAAAGCCACAGUCUGCCGAUGAACAUACUUCAAAGAAGGAGGGGCCCCUCGGGGGCAGCAAGCAGCAAGAGGCCCCGGCGAAGCUGUCUGGACAGGAGAAAGCCGAGGCGAACAAAAAGCCGGCUGCAUCGGCAAAGCCUCAAGGCGCAAAGCUGCAAGGACCAACAGAACAGCAGGCAGCAGCAAAAGUGUCGACGCCAGCGAACGCAGCGAAGUCUCAGGCCCCUGCAGGGGGCAGCGGCAAAAGCAGCGCUGCCACGACGUUCGUAAAGCCGCCAGCAGUGAAAUCCCCCUUGAAGGUGUCGCCUUUGAAGAAGCCCCUGAUACCCAAGGCGAAAGGCAUCGGUAAGCAAAACGCCGGCGCGUGA
Molecule: messenger RNA, 1455 nt
Organism: Cyclospora cayetanensis
Lineage: Eukaryota; Apicomplexa; Conoidasida; Eucoccidiorida; Eimeriidae
Product: ribosome-binding protein 1
Exons: 4
Coding region: 1-1455 (484 amino acids)
Source: RefSeq, a predicted model, not a curated record